Molecule: messenger RNA, 1025 nt
Organism: Mustela erminea (ermine)
Lineage: Eukaryota; Metazoa; Chordata; Mammalia; Carnivora; Mustelidae
Product: keratin, type II cuticular Hb5-like
Exons: 5
Coding region: 120-692 (190 amino acids)
Biological process (GO): keratinization; intermediate filament organization
Cellular component (GO): keratin filament
Molecular function (GO): structural constituent of skin epidermis
Source: RefSeq, a predicted model, not a curated record
CAAAGCCCCCAGGAAGGAGAGACUACUUCCUCAGAGGCAAGGAUUCUGGGAGCUGCUUGGGCUGGAGCUGAGCUUUGGUGCUCACUGGAGGCUUGGAGGAGACGACAGCUCUCUUCAUCAUGUGCGAGGAGGUACAGGCGACCGUGCGGAAACCCACGCAGCGCCUGAGGCACAGCAAGGAGGAGCUGAACAGGCUCAACCAGGCCAUCCAGCGGCUGACUGCGGAGGUGGACAGUGCUAAGAGUCAGCCCUGUGAACUAGACAGAGGCACAGAGCCACGGGCUCUGCCGGAGGAGGGUGCCUCAGACAGCGCUCAGGGCAAGUUGGCCUGGCUGGAGGCCGCCCUGCAGAGAGCCAAGCACGACAUGGUCCGCCAGCUGCGCGAGUACCAGGAUCUCAUGAUCGUCAAGCUGGGCCUGGACUUUGAGAUCGCCACCUACCGCAAGCUGCUGGAGGGCGAGGAGAGCAGGCUUGGUCUGGGAUUUGGGGCAGGGAGCUUCUCCACUGUCUUCUCAGCCCUGGGAAACGCUUCCACCUGCGGACUCGGCUCAGCCUCGGGCCCCGCCCGCCUGCUGCCUCCCGGAGGGGAUUCCGGCGCCCUGCAGACGGGCGCCCCUGGCGGCGGCUGCGCGCUCUGCGGCUCCCUCGCCUGCCUCGGUGGCUUAGGCUGCCGAGGCACCCGCGGAUACUGAAUGUUCCUGCCCAGCUGUGGAGAAGUCAAAGACCCCUAGCCCCUGCCCCCAAGGACUUGACCCUGUGCCUCAGACGCCCUCUCCCACGGAACUGGACCUCACUUCAUCUUUCCAUCAUGGUCACCCACCCUCCCCCCCCACCUCACCCCAGAGCGGAAAGUCUUGGACUCUAGCUUACGGAAUGGUCACUGCCCUGUCCCCUGGGUGAAAACAGCCGAGUCGCUGUGCCAUUGGGGAAGCUUGGUGGUUUACCUGGACCCAGUACCCUGCUGCUCUGACCCACCCCCAGACUCCUCUUUCCCUGGGACUCCUCCUUUGCAAUAAAAAGUUCUU